Messenger RNA from Phycodurus eques (leafy seadragon), 2196 nucleotides. Its product is annotated as Golgi reassembly-stacking protein 2-like. NCBI's taxonomy places the organism in Eukaryota, Metazoa, Chordata, Actinopteri, Syngnathiformes, Syngnathidae. The coding region runs from base 110 to 1207 and encodes 365 amino acids. The record is from RefSeq and is a predicted model, not a curated record. Gene Ontology annotation, molecular function: protein binding. Gene Ontology annotation, cellular component: Golgi apparatus. The transcript has 9 exons. Gene Ontology annotation, biological process: Golgi organization.
UCCGACCAACCAGCAACCACACACGUUGACAUGCAAAUGAACACAGCCCGUACAGUCACCCUGCUGAUCAAUUCACUCCACUGCGGACAAACGCAGCCCUCCGAGUUCCAUGGGGGGCUUGACGAGCUCCAUGGGGGGCUUUAAAGGCGUGCAAGUACCAGGUGGGGGAAGCGAAGGCUACCACGUCCUCAAAGUGCAGCAGAAUUCUCCAGGUUAUUGUGCAGGACUGGAGCCAUUCUUUGAUUUCAUCAUCGCAAUAUGUGAUACCAGACUAAGCAAAGAGAACGACAGCCUCCAAGAUGCACUGGAGAGGAACAUGGACAAACCCACCAAACUGAUGUUGUACAGUAGCAGGACGCUAGACGUGAGGGAGACUGUGAUCGUACCCAGCAGCAUGUGGGGCGGACCAGGGCUUCUGGGGAUCAGCAUCCGCUUCUCCAACUUUCAAGGAGCCAGAGAAAAUGUUUGGCAUGUCUUGGAAGUGGAGCCAAACUCUCCUGCAGCCCUGGCUGGCCUCAGAGCCUAUACUGACUACAUUAUAGGAGCUGAAACUUUCAUGGACAAGAAUGAAAAUCUUUUCAAACUCAUCAAUAGCCAUGAAGGGAGACUGCUCAAGUUCUACGUCUACAACACAGACACAGUCGAGUGCCGUGAGGUGUAUGUCAGGCCAAAUUGUAACUGGGGGGGAGCGGGCAGUCUAGGCUGUGGGAUCGGGUAUGGUUACCUGCACAGGGUACCCACCACACCUUCCACCAAGAACAAGAUUCGUUUUCCUACACCAGAUGAAAAUUUCUCUGAGGUUUGUCUCACUGCAGUCAUUCCAACCAUUCCAGUGAGUAUUUCGACUGUAUUAGAACAGACAAACACAGCUUUUGACCUCACCACUGUUCGAACAGAUGCACCAGUAAGCACGACAGACCCUGUGACAUCACCACAAUGUGUUCAAACGUCAGUCGAUUCUGCUGCCACACAAGAGGUUCACCCUUCAAAGCAGUCAGUCACAGUCUCCGCUUCCACUCUGCCUUCAUCGGAACAUUCCCUCCCAACCUCUUGCGCAAACGCUGCUGUCACACAGGAUGAAGCAUCUCCCUCUACUGUUGUCCAAAUGAUCGGUUCACUGAGCCAAACUCCAUCAUCGGUAAUCAGCUCUGACUCUAUAAAUAUCACGGUGUCUGCAGACGCAUCUUUGCACCCACACACUGUGUGAGGAUCAGAUUGUUGGAACUUGCAGGUUCAAACUAUUGAUGCUUGGAGGGUUUUGUGGAUUUCGAAAUAAAAUGGUUAAACUAUAUAUACAGUACUCAAUUUCGAUGUGCUAUAAACAAUUGUGGCGGCACGGUGGACGACUGGUUAGAGCAUCAGCCUCACAGUUCUGAGGACCAGGGUUCAAUCCCCGGCCCCGCCUGUGUGGAGUUUGUAUGUUCUCCCUGUGCCUACAUGGGUUAUGGGCACUCCGGUUUCCUCCCACAUCCCAAAAACAUGCAUUAAUUGGAGACUCUAAAUUUCCCGUAGGCGUGACUGUGAGUGCGAAUGGUUGUUUGUUUCUAUGUGCCCUGCGAUUGGCUGGCAACCAGUUCAGGGUGUACCCCGCCUCCUGCACGAUGAUAGCUGGGAUAGGCUCCAGCACGCCCGUGACCCAAGUGAGGAGAAGCGGUUCAGAAAAUGGAUGGAUGGAUAUAAACAAUUGUAUAAUGAUACAUUUUUGUCUGGAUUAAACAUUUAUAUGCAUGCAUCUUGUGUCUGCUCAACUGUUAUAAUGUACUUCUUCCCAACGCUACAGCGCGUCUCUAUACUGAGAUCAGUAAUAAUGAGUGAUGUAUGGAUUAAACUGAAAUGAACAUACUCAACAUAGUUCACUUGGGGGGGAGAGGGCAAUUCCUGUCAUUUAUUAUUCACUCUUAGUGGAACUAUACAAUGUGUACCCGAAGUGAAAUAUACAGCCCUUGAAAAAAUAAGAGCAACAAAAGCAGCAAAACUAAUCCACCCAAAAAGGCUUUUUUUGUUUUUUUUGUUAAACAAGUGGACAUUUUAACGCUUUGUACAUGUUACUGCUGCAUUUCAAAAUCCAAAAGAGAAACUGUACAGAAUAUACUUUUCCAAGUUAUCUGUAUUAAUAUUCCUGCAUAGGAUUUUAUGACAAUUCUACAUUUGGUUAUUUUGUGCAUGAAACGGAAGUACUGAAAGCUUCCCCGGCCU